Saccharomycopsis crataegensis is the source of this 1107-nucleotide messenger RNA. RefSeq names its product glycoside hydrolase family 28 protein. Gene Ontology annotation, biological process: pectin catabolic process. The record is from RefSeq and is a predicted model, not a curated record. The transcript has a single exon. Gene Ontology annotation, molecular function: polygalacturonase activity. NCBI's taxonomy places the organism in Eukaryota, Fungi, Ascomycota, Saccharomycetes, Ascoideales, Saccharomycopsidaceae. Bases 1 to 1107 code for a protein of 368 amino acids. Gene Ontology annotation, cellular component: extracellular region.
AUGAAACACACUUUCCUUCUUUCUGCUUUAUUAGCUCUUGCUCAGGCUGGUCCUGUUAACCAUUCUCACGAAUUGCAAAAAAGAUCCUCUUGUACCAUCACCACCUCCAACCUUUCCGAAAUUGCUUCAAUUAAGAAAUCUUGUACCUCUAUCGUUGUCGAUGGUGUCACCGUUCCUGCUGGCGAAACCUUGGACUUGACUGGAUUGCAAACUGGUACCACCGUCACUUUCGAAGGUACCACCUCAUUUGGUUAUUCUUCAUGGGAAGGCCCAUUGAUCUUUGUGUCUGGGUCUGCGGUUACCGUAACUGGGGCUUCUGGUCACGUCCUUGAAGGUAAUGGGGCCAAAUGGUGGGAUGGUUUAGGAUCCAAUGGUGGGGUCACAAAACCUACUUUCUUCUUUGCCCACUUCAUGGAUGAAGGGUCAGUCAUCAAAAACUUGAAUAUCCACAAUACUCCGGCGGAAGUGUUUUCGAUCUACGGCUCCCACGAAUUGACCAUUGAUUCCGUGACCAUCGAUGAUUCUGAUGGUGAUUCUGAAGGAGGCCAUAACACUGACGGGUUCGAUAUUGCCUCUUCUUCCAGUAUCACUAUCCAAGACAGCAUCAUUAAAAACCAAGACGAUUGUGUGGCUAUCGAUUCCGGUUCUAAAAUCCAAUUCUUGAACAACCACUGUUCUGGGGGUCAUGGGAUCUCCAUUGGUGGGGUUGGUGGUACCAGUGAUAAUAGUGUCAAUGGAGCCACUCUUUCUGGUAACACUGUCACCAACUCCGUGAUCGGGCUUCGGGUUAAGACUUUGUCUGGGGCCACUGGUAGAGUCAAGAACGUUGGCUUCAAGAACAACCAGAUUAGUAACAUUUCUCAAUAUGGGAUUACCAUCGAAGGUGACUACGAAAAUAGUGGGCCAACUGGGGUGGCUACUGGUGGGGUACCAAUCACUGGAUUGACAGUGACAGGAGUGACCGGUUCCGUGGAUUCCGGUGCUCAACCAAUUUACAUCUUGGUGGAAAAUGCCUCUGAUUGGAGUUUCAGUGAUAUCGAUAUUACAGGGGGUAGUUACAGCAAGAAGUGCAGCGGUAUUCCUUCCGGCGCUGGGGUUUCUUGUUAA